CGUUCCCGUCAUUUCACCAGUUGUCUCCGGCUGCACGUGACUUUUCGCGAUGUUUUGAGUCGGCCUGAUGUUCGUCCGUCUCUGGCAUUCACCACAUUGCGACCCGGCGCCCCCCCGACCAACUCAUUCCCGCGCUCCUCGGUGUCUCCACGCCCUGAAACUGUCCAUUGUCAUCACCAUCGAGCCCUUCAAACCUCCCACUCUACGCGUUCUUCGCCCUUCACUGAAUAACUUUUCGCAGCAAUGGAUACCCUCAGCGGUCUGUUCAUCUAAAUGCCUCCCAUGUCGUCACCACCAGCCCACACUUUCUGCGAACCUACGAUCCGAAGCCAAGGGGCCUCACCCCACAGCGUCUCCCUUUCUCUCAUCCUCCUGCCUCCGUCCUCCUCGAACCCCCUAACCGAUCCUCUCUCUACGCCCCCGUCGACUCGCUCCUCGCUCAGAACUCCUCAUCACCAUUCCGGCCCAUGAAUAUGGACGAGCCGGGCUGCUCUUGGCCGUUCUGGAAGUUUGGGAUGAAGAGAGACGACCUCUCCACCAAACUGCAGGAUGAAUACAACACUAUCCCGUCCAACAUUCAGGACCCUGAAGCCUUCCAUCACGACGUCUACGAGAUCUCCCGCAUCGCUGAUACUGCCGACGAGUUCCACCGUAUGAUGGCCGACCGCAAGGAACAGCGUCUCAAGGAACUCAACGCGUCGCUCGAUCUCGCUGCUGUCGAGAUCAUCGCCAACCCUAAGCUAGUCGGCACCGGCCAGUGGUCCUACGCUUUGCAGCUCUUUCGAACACGCUCGCUCGACUCUCUCGUGCGACUGUUCUCGAGCUACCUGCCCGACGAUUACUCCUGCACGCAAGGCUACUACGCGACCUCGUCGAGCGGCGCCUCCUUCAGCGAUCGCUGCAGCUCCCGCACCGCUAGCACGAAUCUGAGCAGCCUCGACGACGUCGACGGUCCCUGCUUCUUUAACGAUGAUGACGAAAAGCCCGUUAUGACGCAUGAACCUUUACAUAUCUCGACCUCCAUAUCUUCCUCCGCCAUCACCACGGAGCUCCCCCCUUCUCCUCGCUCCAUGACGAUGCAGUCCGACACGUCUACGUCGUCGCCCAUUGAUCACGAGCGUGACUACGUACUCCACACCCUGACCCCUGCGCGCACCUUAUCGUUCUCUGGUUCCGAAUCCGGCCGGUUUCAAGGGCGACGUCUUCAGUGUCUCGAACAUGACGACGAGGACGACGACGAGGAAGAAGACACCUCGCAGUCCGAAGAUCCAGAUUCCCUGACGACGUCGGUGUCAGAUCUGGACGAGCAUCGUCUGACGCGCGAAUCUACCGUGGACGAGGAGCAACCUAACGAAUACACCGAAAGCGCCAUCGAGGAUGACGAUUGCGAAGACGAGUUUCCCACGACCCAGCUUCCCUUCGACCUUUUUGAUGAUGACGUGAUGGAGUCUUCAGAAACCCCAACCCCUAAACAGGAAACAACAACACCAAUGACAAUAACAACAACAACUUCGGCAGCGGCGUCUUACCUUGACAGCAAAUCUUCUUUUCGUUCGAUACCCCCAUCCUUUCGCGCAUCCUCACCAAAGAUACCCCAUCUCCGCCGUCGCGACGCCAGCCCCGCGAAGAGUAGCAUCAGCAGCAGUACCAUGAGUAGGAGGAGUCCCGAUGAAGCAGCGUGUCGUAUACAGAAGCCGCAGCCUGACGCCGUACGCGUGCGGGCCUUGGCGGCCAGGGAGCGCAGGAGGGGACUGGACUAGCAAGCAACGCAGGGCGGGCGGGCGCUGUAUAUAUGUCCAUCAAGUGUACAUACAACUGUAUCAUGAGUUCUAACCCGUCUACCCAGUUUUUUCCCUCCCAAUCCAUGACCACAAGCCAAGCCCCAGUCUGUAAAGCGAUCAUUCCGUUCCUCUGUUCCUUGUCGGGAGGUCUCCAGACGCGCUUCUUGUACCGUGAUGGAUAUGACUCCGAAGUAAGCAUGGCCACUUUUAGAAACGCUGACGUUUUCCCAGGGUGCAAAUGUUCGAGAAGAAGACGACACGCGGAUACCGAUCGCGUCGAUUCCGUACCGUUUAUCUGAUCCGUUUGGCAUUCGCCCGUAACGUGAUCUCGGUGUCGUGAUGGUCGGUUUCUCGGUAAGUCGCCCCGUCUGACCGUGUCAGGUGGGCUUGCUUGUAUCCUGCCCGGGUUCCGGUGGUGUCGAGUGACCUACCACGCCGACUAGUGUCCAUCACCUCUUCCCGCUCAUCCUUCCCAGGGGGUAUGACGUCGGUGGGAAAGGGGAAACAGUCGUUCUCGUUGCUUCUAUUUUUGGUCUGCAGAGUGGGCCAUGUGCUCGGCGAUGGUAGGUUUUUCAUUUGGAUUUUGUCAUCAGUUCUUCGUAUGAGGCUAUUCAGGGAGCCUCGCUGCCUCCCUCACCAUUUGUCUGUCACCGCCGUGACAUGACCGCCUGCUUCUCUCAUUGGCCGCUGCGUACGAUGUACACAGUACUGUUUAUGGUAUGCUGUAAGUCUUAAUCCAGGCCUGGUAUUGAGCAGGGUUAGGCCGAGUAGCUUAAUCCUUGUUAAAACGUUGACUGGCUGGUGCGCAGCCUGAGUGUACGAUGUACUUGAGCAACCAGGUACUGCUGCGGAGAUGAGUGUGGCUGCACCUACAAGUUUUGCCUGCAACCACGUUGCUAUCCGUGUCUUUUCACACUCUCUGUCUCCAAGGGACAGUUUCACGGCCCGCGUCGCGCGGCGGGUGCAUUUCGAGUACGCGCGUCAACGAUGGUUCUGUUUUCGCGCGCAGAAUUAACUCAAUCCGGCGAGGAUGAAGACCGCAGAUGUACCAUUCGAUCGAUACUGAUUGUGGGUUCCGCGGACUACGCGAUUAAGCGCAAAGUGACGACCUUUUCCUUUCAAAGUUUAAACACACGCAUGGCUAUUGCUUGGGUCGCCUUAGCCCAUUUACAUGCCAUUGGCCAUCGGGACACAUCAUGAGCAAGGCGGACAUUCGGCCUUUGGUUCUACGAGACUUUGUUCCAGAUCGCAAGGAUGUAACGAGAGAGCUGUUAUAGUUUCAAGGCUGAAUGACUGGAGGCGAUUCCCUUUGUGAAACUCGUUUGUUCCU
This is a messenger RNA of Colletotrichum destructivum, 3111 nucleotides long. RefSeq lists its product as uncharacterized. The record is from RefSeq and is a predicted model, not a curated record. The transcript has a single exon. Lineage: Eukaryota; Fungi; Ascomycota; Sordariomycetes; Glomerellales; Glomerellaceae. The coding region runs from base 468 to 1760 and encodes 430 amino acids.